Molecule: messenger RNA, 988 nt
Organism: Prorocentrum cordatum
Lineage: Eukaryota; Dinophyceae; Prorocentrales; Prorocentraceae
Source: the annotation of a GenBank genome assembly
GUGGACAUGCAGUGUCUGCGGGUGCAAGAAGAACGAGGCCAGAUUCUUCUUUUGCAAGCACUGCGGCCAGCUCAAGCGUGACUCUGCCCAGCACGGUUCGGCCUGGUCGUCUGGCAAAGCUCUUGCCAUGUUCGGCGACCGCCCCAGCUUCUCGGGUAAGAGUGGCGAGAAGGGCUCAGGCAAAGGAGUUGCGGGCGCCCCGUCGGCUGCUAGUGUUCCGAAGCUUUCUGCGGACGAAUACCUUCAGCUGGCAUCCCUGCACGACAAGGUGGGCGACUCUCGGGCAGCAGCUGCCCAUCGCACUGCGGCUGCGGCACUGUCGGCGCCCGCCACAGCAUCAGUUUCGGUGCAGGUGCAGGCGCUUCUCAACAAGGCUCACCAGAAGGCCCGUGCCAUUGAGAAGAAGCUCGAGAGCGCAGUCAGCAAGUUCGAGAUGCUGGAAGCUCAGCUCGCGGCGCAGCGCAACCAAGUGCUGGUCUUGCGCAGCGACCUGGAGCAAGCUGAAGCCGAACAUGGUGAGCUCGUGCGGCGGCUUCAUGACGAGCUACCGAGCACUGGCCCACCGUCCGACUCGGCCUCAGGCACGAAGCUCAGCUUGGAGGACCUGCUGGACGAGAAGCGUUUUUCUCAGAUGUUCGACCUCGAUGUUGGAGAUUGCUUCGCGAUCACUGACGACGAACAGCUCUCGCCAGACGAGGCCAAGCAGUUGUCAGAUCGGGUGGACCUCUUCAAGUCUGGCAUCAGCGACAUGGCUCGCUCCCUGUUCGCCGAGGCCAAAGCUAAAGCUGACAAGCUGCGGGAGGAGCACAAGCAGUUGUCUCAGCGUAUCGCCAAGAAGCGCAAGACGGACGGUGGUGCUACGGUCGACGGUGCUGAUGUCCCUGUUGAUCAGGUGUACAGGGGCAGGUUCUGCUGGCUCGGCCUCGGAGCAGUCUGCGACGGGCUCGGCUUCGCCUACCACUCCGUCAAGUACCAGGGCACGUGCUGA